GUCAGCUUGUCUGCAUUCCCUCUCUUUCGCUCUCCCUCUCUCUCUCUCUCUCAUGUUGUCGACUGUCGAUCAACAGCGGCAACUGAUAAGCAAUUUCAGUUAAUGAAACCCUAGCAUCAAAUUUGUGCUGCGUUUUCUCCAUUAUCCACAUGUUCAUGCUGUUAUAUGCUCGCAAAGUUCACGUACAGCGGGAUACGGCUAGGGUUUGACUUCAAUUCAGUAUUGGCUGCGGUAGAUGCGAAGUUCCUUGUUGUGCAAGUUGUAGUACUGUUUCAACGUUGUCUCGUUUGGUUGUGCUUUCAUGAACUUGUUUUAUGGUAUUGAAAAUAGAAAACAUCGGUGCUGGAUAGUAUAUGUGCACUGCUUGAGUUUUUGGGGAAUGAAAUGAAUCUGGGCGGUGCCAAAGUGGAACCACAGAAUGAAAAUAGAGCAGGUUUUUAAGAGCGGGAAACAAGGAAUCAGGCACCGCCAAAAAUGCAUCUCAGCUACUGUUAUAAAUUUUAGAGCAUCCCAUUUUGGGGUUCAUCAAAUGUAGUGUCACAUAUUAAUUCUUUUGCGAUACACAGGUUGGAUAACUAAUCCAGCAUUUCCACAAUGCAUAUAAAGCAGGUUAUUAUUGAAGGGUUUAAGAGCUACAGGGAACAAAUUGCAACUGAACCUUUCAGUUCAAAAAUUAAUUGUGUAGUUGGUGCCAAUGGAUCUGGCAAGACAAACUUUUUCCAUGCAAUCCGUUUUGUACUAAGCGACCUUUUCCAAAACCUGCGCAGUGAAGACAGGCAUUCUUUACUCCAUGAAGGCGCAGGCCACCAAGUUUUGUCUGCUUUUGUGGAGAUUGUUUUUGAUAAUUCCGACAAUCGCAUCCCUGUUGAUAAGGAGGAAGUGCGUUUGCGGAGAACAAUUGGUCUGAAAAAGGAUGAGUAUUUCUUGGAUGGGAAACAUAUCACGAAAACGGAAGUUAUGAAUUUGCUGGAAAGUGCAGGGUUUUCUAGAUCCAAUCCUUACUAUGUUGUUCAACAGGGAAAGAUAGCUUUAUUGACAUUGAUGAAAGACUCUGAGCGACUAGAUCUAUUGAAAGAAAUUGGUGGCACUCGAGUCUAUGAGGAGAGGCGCCGUGAAAGUUUGAAAAUCAUGCAAGAAACUGACAAUAAGAGAAAACAGAUAAUUCAAGUUGUUCAGUAUCUGGACGAGAGAUUAAAGGAGCUGGAUGAAGAGAAAGAGGAACUAAGACAAUAUCAGCAGCUUGACAAGCAGCGGAAAUCUCUAGAAUAUGCUAUUUACGACAAGGAACUUCAUGAUGCUCGGCAAAAAUUGGGCGAGUUAGAAGAGGCCCGGGCCAACGUUUCCAAAACUUCAACUGAGAUGUAUAACAAAGUGCUGGAUGCCCAUGAAAGGUCUAAGGACCUUGACAGGAGAUUCAAAGAUCUGAAAAAAGAGAUUCAAGCUUUGAACAAAGAUAAAGAGUCAAUGGGGAAGUCACGAACGGAAGCAAUAAAGAAGCACACAGAGCUUGAACUUGAUGUCAAAGACUUACACGAGAAGAUGUCUGCAAACACUCGAGCCAAGGAGGAUGCAAUGAGGCAGCUAGAAUUUUUACGGAAGGAAAUUGAGGACUCCAGGGAAGAGCUUGACAAAAUAACACCUUUGUACAACAAUCAAGUAAUAGAGGAGGAAGAGAUAACCAAAGGAAUAAUGGAACGUGAGAAGAAGCUUAGCAUUCUUUAUCAAAAACAAGGUCGUGCCACUCAGUUUUCGAGUAAAGCUGCACGUGACAGAUGGCUUCAGAAGGAAAUUGAUGAGCUUGAGCAAGUUUUUUCUUCAAAUAGGGCACAGGAGGAGAAACUUCAGCGUGAAAUUGAUCAUUUGAAUGAAGAGCUUAGAGGGCAGGAUGAUUACAUCAGGAGUCGCAGAGCUGAAAGUGCAGGAUUAGAAUCUGUUAUUUCUGAAUCUCGUGAAGGUUUUAACCGUUUUAGAAAACAGAGAGACAAAUUGCAAGAUGAGCGGAAGUCCUUAUGGGCUAAAGAAAGUGAACUCUCUGGAGAAAUUGAUAGGCUAAAAGCAGAAGUUAUAAAGGCAGAAAAAAGCCUGGAUCAUGCAACUCCUGGUGAUGUUAGGAGGGGAUUGAGUUCUGUUCGGAGAUACUGCAAUGAACACAAAGAAACUGGUGUAUUUGGUCCAAUAUUUGAACUGCUUGAUUGUGACGAAAAGUUUUUCACUGCAGUUGAAGUUACUGCUGGAAACAGCCUAUUUCAUGUGGUGGUUGAAACUGAUGAAGUAUCUGCAAGGAUAAUUAGAUACCUUAAUUCUUCGAAAGGAGGAAGAGUUACAUUUAUACCACUUAACAGGGUUCGGGCUCCACAUGUAAAUUAUCCUCAAAGCUCUGAUGUGAUACCUCUGUUGAAGAAAUUGAAGUUUUCUCCCACUUAUACUCCAGCAUUUGCACAGGUGUUUGCUAGAACAGUAGUUUGUCGAGAUUUGGAUGUGGCUACAAGGGUUGCUCGCACUGAUGGGCUGGAUUGCAUCACAUUGGAAGGUGAUCAAGUAAGCAAGAAAGGGGGUAUGACGGGGGGUUUCUAUGAUUUUAGGCGCUCAAAACUGAAGUUUAUGAACAUGAUUAGGCAGAAUACGAAGUCUAUUGACAUGAAGUAUGGGGAUCUGGACAAAGUCAGAUCUGAUCUUCAACAUAUAGACCAAAAGAUUACGGAACUCGUUGCAGAGCAGCAGAAAAUUGAUGCCAAGCAGGCUCAUGACAGAUCAGAACUAGAGCAGCUUAAGCGGGAAAUUGCAAAUGCUAAUAAGCAGAGACAGUCCAUUGCAAAAGCUAUAGAAAAUAAGGAAAGGUUGCUUGCGAAUGUUCGGACUCAAAUUGAUCAGCUUAAAAUUAGUAUGGGUAUGAAACAGGCUGAAAUGGGCACUGAACUUAUUGAUCACUUAACGCCAAAGGAAAAAAAUCUUCUGUCGCGGUUGAACCCUGAGAUAACAGAUUUGAAAGAGAAACUUAUGGCCUGCAAGACAGAUCGGAUUGAGGCCGAAACAAGGAAACAGGAGCUUGAGUCGAAUCUAAAUAACAACCUUGUAAGGCGGAAACAUGAGUUGGAGGCUGUAGUCAUGUCAGCGGAGACUGAAACAUCGCAUGGUGAAACUGAAUUGAAGAGGCAGGAGCUGAAGGAUGCAAAGAUAUUGGUUGAAGAUGCAGUACAGCGGCUUAAAAGAGUUUCUGAAGAUAUCGAUGAACGGAAUAAACAGCUCAAGAAGAUUGAAGAUGAAAAAUUUAAAUUGAAGACUUUGGAAGACAACUAUGAGAAGACGCUUCAGGAUGAAGCAAAAGAACUGGAACAACUAUUAAGUAAAAGAAAUAUUCUUCUUGCAAAACAGGAAGAAUACUCAAAGAAAAUCAGGGAGCUGGGCCCUUUGUCGUUCGAUGCCUUUGAAACGUAUAAGCGGAAGAGCAUCAAAGAACUGCAUAAAAUGCUUCACAAGUGCAAUGAACAACUACAAAAGUUCAGCCAUGUAAACAAGAAGGCACUUGAUCAAUAUGUCAAUUUCACAGAGCAACGAGAGGAACUCCAAAAAAGGCAAGCUGAACUGGAUGCAGGCGAUAUGAAAAUUAAAGAACUUAUAUCAGUUUUGGAUCAACGGAAGGAUGAGUCAAUUGAGCGUACUUUUAAAGGCGUUGCAAGGCAUUUUCGAGAAGUAUUUUCUGAACUUGUUCAGGGUGGCCAUGGUUAUUUGGUUAUGAUGAAGAAAAAGGAUAGUGAUCAUGAUGACGAUGAUAAUGAUGACGAUGAUGGGCCUCGUGAAAAAGAUGGGGAGGGUAGGGUUGAGAAAUACGUUGGUGUAAAAGUGAAGGUUUCUUUUACUGGGCAAGGGGAGACACAAUCGAUGAAGCAACUGUCUGGAGGUCAGAAAACUGUUGUAGCUUUGACACUGAUUUUUGCCAUACAACGGUGUGAUCCUGCUCCGUUCUAUCUCUUUGAUGAGAUUGAUGCUGCUCUAGAUCCUCAGUACAGGACUGCUGUGGGAAACAUGAUCCGUCGGUUGGCAGACAUGGCAAAUACUCAGUUUAUAACCACGACAUUUAGGCCAGAGCUUGUGAAAGUUGCUGACAAAAUAUAUGGCGUGACCCAUAAAAAUAGGGUCAGCCGCGUCAAUGUUGUCUCCAAGGAUGAAGCAUUAGAUUUUAUUGAGCAUGAUCAGUCACAUGAUACAGAUUAAUAAAUUGAAGUGAAGUCUUAGCAUGCCUUCGAGGUGCUCAAGUCUUCAAUCAAAGUGGCUGAAAAGGAGCAGAUGCGGGAAGUUAAAACACCCAGAACACACUGGACAACUGUUUCCUAAAUCUUCUUGUAACAUGUUCAUUGUCACUAUCAUGUAUAGCACAAACGCUGGAUAUAUAGAUCAAAGCUUUCCCUUUUGAUGGACUCCUAACAUAGUAUGUGAUCUAGAUCUAGGUUAGCCAAGGGAUGCUAAGAUUGUGAGGUCCAUAGUGAUUCAACACAGAUUAAUGUUUACAUUUUAACUUUGCUUUGUACACAUGCGUUUCCUGAUCUCUGCUACUUGAGUAAUUUACCAAAUCUUGGAUGGUC
This is a messenger RNA of Malania oleifera, 4580 nucleotides long. RefSeq names its product structural maintenance of chromosomes protein 3. The transcript has 30 exons. The coding region runs from base 595 to 4212 and encodes 1205 amino acids. Gene Ontology annotation, biological process: mitotic sister chromatid cohesion. Gene Ontology annotation, cellular component: chromosome. Lineage: Eukaryota; Viridiplantae; Streptophyta; Magnoliopsida; Santalales; Ximeniaceae. Gene Ontology annotation, molecular function: ATP hydrolysis activity; ATP binding; double-stranded DNA binding. The record is from RefSeq and is a predicted model, not a curated record.